CGGAGGUUCUAUCUUACACAAGCAACUGUCACUGGCCUUUACAAACCCAACAACACGAAGAAGAAUUUAUAAGUGAUUUUAUACAAUUCACAAAUUGUUACGAUAGUUGCUGCCUCAGUUUUGUCUUUGGGUUUCGUAUUUGUUCAUACAAUUGCUCAGUCUGUUAUCGGUUAAUAAGUUUUAAUCAAGUUCCGUGCGUAAGAUGGAUGCAACCCGUACCAGUCAACUAAUGCCCAGGUACCUAUUUUAAUAAUAGGUGCCUUAAGGAAGCACGUCCUAAUGUUUCUCCCCGUACCUGGGAUAGAACCCCGGACCUCAACACGUGAACCGAGGUGCAAACUGCAGAUGACAGGGGAAACUCCCACUAGUGUGGAUCUAACCACACUCUUCAAAUCCUGUAUGAAAACUAUCAGGACUCGUAACAAGGCAAUGGGUGUGACACUGCCUCAAACCAAAAUAUUUCCUUCUGCUCCAACCCCUUCAUCUCAGUUUUACUCAAGAGCAAGGGAUGUGAUGAGCAACAUAACGAGCCAUCGCAACUUACUCAAUGAUCACAGUAAAAAGUACCUUCAGGACCAUGAACAGUCUAUGUCAGAUUAUGAGCGUAGUUACAUGGAAAAAGUUGUGAGUACAAAUCUUCGCAUAAUUGAUGACAACAUCCGCACUCUGAAUAUUGAGCUCCAGGGUGAAAAGGAAGGAUCCAGAGAUGCAUGUGAAUGUCAAGAAAAUAUUGUGUCUAUUCUGAGAAUGAAGUUCCAGGAAAUUGGUUCAACUUUCAAACAUAUGAAAGAACAAAGAACAAAGAAGCAAAAAGAAAAAGAAAACUUAUUCCGUAUGCAGCGACCAGUUGGGUGUAAAAAACGAACUAGCAGUUUGGAAGACUUUCCCAGGGCUCCAAGAUUGACUCAGCUUGCAAGAAAUGCUCUUUGUCAUGACACCUUUAAAGGCUCACAGUCUGAGUGUUGUGAUCAUUCAACUGAUAGCCAGAGGACAGACCAGCUUGGCUCUGAGAGCCUUCAACACAGUGAUGGAAAUGAAGGACAGACAGCUAAAAAUCAAGUAAAAGAUAAUGAAACACCAGUCCCUGAGAAGACUCAAAGUUCAACUUCCCUUUUUGAGGAAGAAAUGGAAAGAAUGAAUGGGGAAUUGAGUGCUGAAGAAAAGCAGAUGUUAGAAGAAGAAAAUACUCGCCUUUACAAAGAUUUAAUGUCAAAUCAUGAAGAAGUGCAUCAAAUCACCAGACAGGUGGUUGAAUUGGGCCAAAUGCAAGACCUUUUGUCAGAAAAUGUUGAUCUUCAGGCUCACCAAAUCGAGGAGAUACAGGAAACUAUAAUGGCAUCUACUGAAAAUGUUCGUGAAGGCAAUGAGCAAGUUCGUGAAGCUAUGCGGAAGGAUGCCGGUUUUCGAGUGUGGAUCAUGUUCUUCUUGAUUGUAAUGUCAUGUACAAUCCUCUUCCUUGAUUGGUAUAAUGGUUGAGAAUAUAAAAUAUAACUACAGAUACAUUCAUUUAUUUGCAUACUAGAUAUGUACCUCAUUCUGUGAAUGAAUAAACUGCAAAGAUUUAUUUGAGAAUUUAGUAAGAAUAAUACAAAGGUCAAGAAAAUAAUAUAAGCAUUGAUUCAUUGAAAAUUAAUAUUGUUUAUGCAAAGAUGAUCAGCUUAAUUGCUAAGUAUAAAUGCAGUGGACCCCCGGUUAUCAGCCAUAAUCCAUUCCAGAAGGUCGGCCUAAAUCCGAAAAGGCCGAAAAACCGAGUAAUAUUUACCAUAAGAAUUAAUGUAAAUACAGUUAAUCCGUUCAAGACACCCAAAAAUAUUAACAAAAAAUACAGUUUUUAAAGAUUAACUAUAGUUUUACAUGCAGAAAACAUUGAGAAAUAAAUAUAAAGCACAAGUUUUAAUGAUAAAUGAACAUUACAUACCUUUAUUGAAGACUUGUUGGUGUAUUGAAGAAGGUGAGGAGGGGAUAGGGAGUUGAGAAUCCCCCUCCAUAAGGACUAAAGAUAUCAAGGGUUACUGCCCUUCUUUGUCAUUUACUGCCACAGUACAUUCAUUACUUACCUUAAAAUAUUUGUAGUCAAUGUAGGGCGAGAGGUGAGUAGUAUUUAUUUGUAGGAAGAUAGUGUAGGCAGUGGUAGAUGUAGGUACACAUAUGUAACAGUCCCCUCCUGGGCUACACUACACAGCCAUAUUAUUACCAUGUUCACUGAGUUUAAUUGUUUCUAAAAUAUACCUUUAGAUGCCAUCAUAAACAAAGGGUGAGAGUAAUGAAUAAUUCAUGCCGAGAAUUGUAAACAAAUGCGUAUGAAGGGCGGUGACUGGGCCAGAUGCCAGAUUCACAGUUUCUCUAACGUUGACUCAGAGAAAAUGUAAUGUUUACUCUCCACCCGACUCACUGCUCAAUAGCAUAUAAACAUUUCAUGUUUAUAUGCUAUGUAAUGUGUUACAUAAUUCUGAAGAAAAUAUCAUAAAUGGUAUUAUAAAAAAUGUCUAUAUUAACCUAAAAUGAGACAUUUAAUGUGCCCAAGAGUGAUUAUUAUUAAACAUACAUCGCAUAUAAACAUUGCAUUUUUUUAUAUAUACUAUGUAACAUGUUUCUUUGGGCCCAUGGCGGCUUAUUUCGCAGUCACACUCAAUAAACAACCACAGAAAAACAAUGGAUUAUAACGAAAUGUUUGGAUGAAUGCGUGGCGGAGUGGUGGGCGGACGCGUCCAAUACGGCCAAUUUCAGAGUUGCAGGCCGAAAUCCAGGAUAGAAUUUCGGCCAUAAAAGCAGCCAAAAUUCGAAUUGGCUGAUAUCUGCACCCAGCCAAUAUCCGGGGGUCCACUGUAUUGAUUGUUAAAUUGCUUCAAAUUUCCAAAAUUUUAAAGUAUUUAGCUAAUAUAUACAUACGUACUAUAUAUUCUAUCUUGCAUUAACCCUUUAACUGUCGCAACCCCAAAUCCUGAAGUGUCUCCUGGUGUCAAAAAAUUAAAAAAAAAAAAAAAAAAUUCUUAUGAAAUGAUAGAGAAUCUUUUCCUGACGGUAAUGACACCAAAAGUACGAAAUUUGAUGGAAAACUUACAAAAUUACGCUCCCGCGAAGUUAGCAAUCUCUGCGAUGUAUAUGCUUCGGCGAUUUUGCCGAAUUUGAGCCCUAUUUUCAGCCAAUUCCAUUGUUCCAGUCGACCAAACUCAUGGCUAAUUCUUUAGAACUCCAUUUUUUCUAUCAGUUGAGUACAAGAAACUGCCCAUUGACUGAUUUCAACUACCCAAUAAAGUGGUCAGAAAUUGGCAAUUUGGCCAAUUUCAUGAAAAUUAAAAAAGAUGCCAAUUUCAAAAUAGGGUUCAGAAUAAAUAAUGCAGACAUUCUUGGCACUAAAAUAACAUAUCCUCUGUUCAUUAGUCACGUCUCCAGGCCCCUCUUAUAUUACUCUUGCUUUCUGUUUUGAUUUUUUAUUCACACAAAAAAUAGAAGAUUUGCUGUUAUGCAGACUACUGCAUUAUUGUAAAAAUAGUUUAAAUAAUAUCAGUGCACUAGUGAAAGAAUAUUAGACUCCCCAGUUGACGUGUAUUGGACGUGUGGUGUGAUUUGCUUACUCUUGAACAUUGGUAAAAAUCGAACAUUUCUGCUACUUUGAGCUCAUUUUCAAGGUCGUUUUCAUCGUGAAACUAAUCAAAAUCAUCUCUACUUCUGUAAUAUGUUUCCCAUUCUAUCAGUUGAGACCAAGAAAACGAGAAUACAACCAUAAAUACUAUAGGAAAUUACAAUGUACACCUCAAAGUCGGCGUUUUAAUCCAAAAACACGGUCAGAGUUUUUUUUUUUCUCAUUAUGCACUGCGUGCUGCAGGAUUUUUUUUAUACAGUGCACACUGACCACACAAACCCAUUCUCUGACAUGUGGGCCUACCAGCUUUCUCCUGCUUGAUUUUAAGCCACUAGAAUUAUUGAGUAUAUAUACGUCCGAAACACUGACUCAUAAGAUGUAUAUAUACAGCCAAAACAGUCAAAGGGUUAAGUGUUGUCAUAUCAAAAAUAAAAAAAAUGCUUGAAAAUCUGUGCAUAAAUAACCAAAUCAUUCAUAUUUUCACCUCAUAUUUACUGUACUAUGCUUAAGUAGAAAGCACCAUUUUGUAAUGUCACAGCAAAGUCUUGUACUAAUAACAGAAACAAAGGUAGUGAAAAAUGUAAUAAUUUAAAGUUCCUUUAAUAGAAAAUCUUGAGGAAAUAAUAUUGAAAUGGGUAUUAAUGGAAAAAUAUAAGUAAUAUAGAUGUAAGAAUCUUUGUUUCAAUAUUUACCAUACAGAUUUACAGAAUUGCAUUCACAAUGAAUUUAUAUAAAAUGGUUUGGACCAAGAACUUUUGAGUUAACUGAUAUUUUUUUGUGGGGAUUUAUGUUGUAGAACUGCAGUGUAAUUUAUCCAAUCUAAUAAUUAAUAAACAUUACUAUAAACCUUAUAGAUAAAACAUUUUAUUGUUGUAUCAAAAUAUGGGAAGCUAAUUUCUCAUCUCUGUCUUUGUCUAAUUUACUAAACCACAUUUUCCAAAUCAUGCAUCAAUGACUGUAUUUUGCGGUAUAUAAGAUGCACCAAAAUUUUUUCUUUCAACACACCGGCUGUAUCCCACCUAGGCAGGGUGACCUAAAAAGAAAAACUUUUUUUUUUUUUAAAUUUAGCAAUUUAUACAGGAGAAGGGGUUACUAGCUCCUUUCUUCCAGUAUAUUAGUCACCUCUUAAGACAUGCAUGGCUUAUGGAAGAAAAAUUCUGUUCUACUUCCCCAUGGGAAUAAGAGGAAAUAAAGAACAAAAACUAUUAACAAAAUAGAAGAAAACCCAGAUGGGUAUAUAUAUAGAUGCAUAUACAUUCAUGUGUAUGCAUCUAUAUACAGUGGACCCCCGCAUAACGAUCACCUCCGAAUGCGACCAAUUAUGUAAGUGUAUUUAUGUAAGUGCGUUUGUACGUGUAUGUUUGGGGGUCUGAAAUGGACUAAUCUACUUCACAAUAUUCCUUAUGGGAACAAAUUCGGUCAGUACUGGCACCUGAACAUACUUCUGGAGUGAAAAAAUAUCGUUAACCGGGGGUCCACUGUAUAUCCAAUUACACUAAGUGUGACUUAAAGUGUAAUUGGAAGUAGCAAAAUAUACCUGUUAUCCCAUGUGUUUAUGAAACAAGAAAAGAGACCAGCAAUCCUACCAUCAUGUAAAACAAUUACAGAUUACAAACCUUCAUAAUUUGAGGGUCAGAGCGUGAAAAAAAUCAAAUUGUCUUAUAUACCAUAAAAUAUGAUAAUUCACUCAUUAUAACCUCUUUCAUUCUGUUUCAUUCCUUAUCACAAUCCUCACUGGCAAACAAAAUGUGUAAAAAUUUUAUUAUGUUAAUCUAUUAUGUACUGCAUAAUUAUAUUAUAAUAGUAUACAUAGUAUUAUGUAAAUUAAAGUAUUAUUUUUUGUUAUAAUAUGUGGUCUAUGUAUUUAUAUGGUGAUGUUGUUCAAGGUGCUCUAUCUACUAUUAUAGUGCAUAAAUUUUG
Messenger RNA from Cherax quadricarinatus, 5503 nucleotides. RefSeq names its product syntaxin 18 (gene Syx18). Lineage: Eukaryota; Metazoa; Arthropoda; Malacostraca; Decapoda; Parastacidae. The record is from RefSeq and is a predicted model, not a curated record. Gene Ontology annotation, biological process: retrograde vesicle-mediated transport, Golgi to endoplasmic reticulum. Gene Ontology annotation, cellular component: SNARE complex; membrane; endoplasmic reticulum.